UUGUUAGGGUUGUUGGCAUCAAGUGACGUCAUACCAGCAUGACGUUUGGCGCGUGCCGAAGAAGCCCCUAUAAGAGACUCGGACUCUUUCCUUCUCACUUGACCUCCAACAAAACCCAUACACAAAAAAGACAAAGUACACACAAUGGCUCAAACUCAAGCUGCCAAGUCCAGGUCUCGCCUCGGCCUCUACCUCGGCCUCGCCGUUCCCGCUGCCAUCGGUUACUACCUCUACCAAAACAACGGCGACGCAAAAGCCGCCGCCCUCUCCGCCCGCGCAGACGCCCGUAACGCCCGCGAAGGAACCCUCGACGGCACAGCCUACGUCGGCGCAAAAGUCGACGACGCAUACGACCGUACCGUCGCCGAAGCCCGCUCAAAGGCCGCUGAGUUACAGAAGGGGUUGCAACCCAAGUUGGGGGAGGUGGAGGGGAAGGUUAAUGGGUGGUUAGAUCGGGUUGAUCAUAAGGUUGAGGAGGAGGUGGAGAGGGCGAAGUCUAGUGGGUGGUUUGGUGGAUGGUUUGGAGGUGCUGGUGGUGCUGCGAAGAACUGAGUUAGGCGAAGCAUUGAGGUGGAAACUGUGUGUAUGAGUAUUGAUUACCAGCGAUAGCGAUGAAUGGGGUUGAACCCCGGCGCUCUUUUGAUAAGGCGUUUUCUUUUUUGUUACAAUGUUACUAUCUAAUCCGAGACAUUUCAUCGAAUGUAUGCGUUCCAUAUUGUAUAUUCUUCGACGAACUCUACCAAAAACG
Messenger RNA from Saitoella complicata NRRL Y-17804, 748 nucleotides. RefSeq lists its product as uncharacterized. The coding region runs from base 145 to 552 and encodes 135 amino acids. The transcript has 3 exons. The record is from RefSeq and is a predicted model, not a curated record. NCBI's taxonomy places the organism in Eukaryota, Fungi, Ascomycota, Saitoellomycetes, Saitoellales, Saitoellaceae.